Molecule: messenger RNA, 1505 nt
Organism: Aureobasidium pullulans EXF-150
Lineage: Eukaryota; Fungi; Ascomycota; Dothideomycetes; Dothideales; Saccotheciaceae
Exons: 1
Coding region: 77-1390 (437 amino acids)
Source: RefSeq, a predicted model, not a curated record
CAGUGCUGUUCUCGCUUGUUAUCAUCACUCAUUGAAAACAACUGCAGAUUUGGUCGACUCCUUGCUGAUGGUCAAGAUGCCGGCUCGAAAGCAUCCAUCAUCCUCCGACGUCGCCAUAUCGUCAAGUCCGACGUCUCCUCAUCCCAAAUCCUCUCUCCGUCGCCUAAGCUCUCUCGCCAAUCUGCAUCAAUUCAACCCUUUCAAUUCGUUCAAUCGUAGACGCUCAAGUCAUGGCACUCAGGCUUCCGAUGACGACCCAUAUCUUCUUAAUCCCUAUCAACAACAACCAAAGAGCCAGUCUCGCCGUCAGUCGUACAUGUCAUUGUCUGAAGAUCCGAUGCCUGCCUUGCCUAGAAGCCGUACCUUCGGUCAUCUGCCCCUGACGCGGACACGACAGAGUUCAAAGCCACCUGUAUCUAUGCCACCCCCUUCACGCAUACCGACCCCAUCCGGAAGCCUUACUGCCAAAGGAAGGCUAGCAAGUGCUACUAAGAGCAUUCUCAAAGUCGGCAACAGACGUGCUCUGGUGCGAUCCGACACUGAACCGUUGUUGGCACCUCACCGUUCGCACGACGUCCCGGCUUCGACUCGUGUGAUCAACGAGAACCUCUCUCAGAGUGCUUCCAAGCCUGCGUCGGAGUUCAAGCUACUACAGUUGAACCUCCCAGAAGUACCCCUUGAUCCAUCGGCUACGAACAUGCAUCGAUUCCGGAGUUCUUUCAACGCCCUCAAACGACCGCAGACUCCAGUCUCUCGAGCCCCUCCAAACCUACCGAGAAGAGACUCCCUGCAGCCACCUACCCCCCGGACUCCGAUAACCACGUUGCCCCCGGGUAAGCUUGCCUUGAACUCGUCUAUCAACGCUGCCAAGCCAAGGAGACAAACCAUGCUCUCACCAGACAUCGCUCCUUUGCACUCGCUCUGCGAAACCACUCCGCUGCGUGCUUCGAUGAACCCAGACAUCCAGUCUCGCCAACUCCUGACACCCCGCGCCGCACCCACAUCUUCACCACCUUCCUAUACACGUCCCUCGGCUACUCACUUACAACCUGACGACGCUACCAGCAACGUAAACAUAGCCAGUGAUCUUGUUACAUCAGCACAGUCUAUGGCAUACUGGAGCGGUCGCUUGAUGUCACAAUUCGACCGUCAUCGCAACGACCGACUUCAGAAGUGCAUGUGUCGAGGUGAACUGUCAGCGACAUACCUGGAAAAUGAUCUGAACCUGUGCUUGAAAGAAUUGAAGGAUAAAUGUGUGACUGAUGCCGCAAAGCUCAGUUUUGCCAUGUUCAAGGCUAGAGUGUACGUCAAGGCGGGAACAUUGGUGACAACAAAGGGAAAGGCGGAGAGCGGAGCUGAAGGAAGAAGUCAAGACGUGGGUGAAGCGUAGACUGCUCCUGGACCCGAAACCACCACAGCCGUCUUGGUUGAGCAGAAGCCACUUCAUUUGAAGUCGAGGAAGUCGUCGUUUGCGGUGAGAAUGAUGGGAAGGAACUGAAGAGGCG